This is a messenger RNA of Tarenaya hassleriana, 803 nucleotides long. Its product is annotated as vacuolar protein sorting-associated protein 2 homolog 3. The coding region runs from base 40 to 621 and encodes 193 amino acids. Lineage: Eukaryota; Viridiplantae; Streptophyta; Magnoliopsida; Brassicales; Cleomaceae. Gene Ontology annotation, biological process: late endosome to vacuole transport; protein transport; endosome transport via multivesicular body sorting pathway. Gene Ontology annotation, cellular component: ESCRT III complex; multivesicular body. The record is from RefSeq and is a predicted model, not a curated record. The transcript is spliced from 10 exons.
UUGGUGAUUGCAGAGGCACUUCGGGAGAGCAAGAGAGAAAUGGCACAAGCUACGAGAGGGAUUGAAAGGGAAAUCGGGGGCCUGCAACUGGAGGAAAAAAAGCUCGUGGCCGAGAUAAAGAGAACAGCUAAAACGGGGAACGAGGGAGCGACUAAGAUCCUGGCCCGGCAAUUAAUCAGGCUAAGGCAGCAAAUAGCCAACUUACAAGGCAGUCGAGCUCAAAUGCGGGGUGUGGCUACUCAUACACAGGCUAUGCAUGCGCAUACCUCAGUUGCCGCCGGUAUGAAAGGUGCCACGAAGGCAAUGGCAGCGAUGAAUAAGAAAAUGGAACCAGCGAAGCAAGCUAAGGUUAUAAGGGAAUUUCAGAAACAGUCGGCUCAGAUGGAUAUGACUACCGAAAUGAUGUCAGAUGCCAUAGACGAUGCUUUGGACAACGAUGAAGCCGAAGACGAGACUGAAGAGUUGACAAACCAGGUGCUCGAUGAAAUUGGCGUCGAUGUUGCCUCGCAGCUAUCAUCCGCUCCAAAAGGUAAAAUCGCCGGGAAGAAAGCAGAGGAGGAUGUUGGCAGUUCUGGCAUUGAUGAGCUGGAGAAGAGAUUGGCAGCCCUUAGAAAUGCAUGAGCUGAAGAACAUUAUUCAAGAUGGGUCUUCUGCAGUUUGAUUUUUUUUUAAGGCGUUCCUGUAUGUAGUAAUGGUUUCUUGCACACUUUUUUCUGCAACUUUCAAUUGCUCUGUUUCAUUGUGAGCCAAGAAACUUGGCUGUCAAAAGUAAAUAAAUAAAAUUGAAUGCAACAUUUUUAUUA